UGCCCGCGCGCGGGCAGCUCACUUCCGCCCGGCAGGUGACAGCCGCGGGGCUCGGAGCAGCCGGCGGCACGGACGCACCGGCAGGGUGGGAGGAGGAGCAGGAGGCCGCGGACAUUUUGCUGCCGAGCCGAACCGAGCCGUGGCUCCAGGAGCCGUUCGGACUUGCCGAGUCUGGCCGCAGAUAAGGGACCAACAUGACUGACUCAAAGUAUUUCACCACGACCAAGAAAGGGGAGAUCUUCGAGCUGAAGGCGGAGCUCAACAGUGACAAGAAGGAGAAGAAGAAGGAGGCGGUGAAGAAAGUGAUCGCGUCCAUGACCGUGGGCAAGGACGUCAGUGCUCUCUUCCCCGACGUGGUGAACUGCAUGCAGACGGACAACCUGGAGUUGAAGAAGCUGGUGUACCUGUACUUGAUGAACUACGCCAAGAGUCAGCCAGACAUGGCCAUCAUGGCCGUCAACACCUUUGUGAAGGACUGUGAGGACCCCAACCCCCUCAUCCGUGCCCUGGCCGUGCGGACCAUGGGCUGCAUCCGCGUCGACAAGAUCACGGAGUAUCUGUGUGAGCCUCUCCGCAAGUGCCUGAAGGACGAAGAUCCCUAUGUGCGCAAAACAGCGGCCGUGUGCGUGGCCAAGCUCCACGACAUCAACGCCCAGCUGGUGGAGGACCAGGGCUUCUUGGACACCCUUAAAGACCUCAUCUCUGACUCUAACCCCAUGGUGGUGGCCAAUGCCGUGGCUGCCCUCUCAGAGAUCGCUGAGUCCCACCCCAGCAGCGACCUGCUCGACCUGAACCCGCAGUCCAUUAACAAGCUGCUGACAGCCCUGAACGAGUGCACCGAGUGGGGCCAGAUCUUCAUCCUGGACUGCCUGGCCAACUAUACGCCCAAGGACGACCGCGAGGCCCAGAGCAUCUGUGAGCGGGUCACACCCAGGCUCUCCCACGCCAACUCUGCUGUGGUGCUGUCCGCUGUGAAGGUGUUGAUGAAAUUCAUGGAGAUGCUGUCCAAGGACCUGGACUACUACGGCACACUGCUCAAGAAGCUGGCCCCGCCCCUGGUCACGCUGCUCUCAGCCGAGCCCGAGCUGCAGUACGUGGCCCUGCGCAACAUCAACCUUAUUGUGCAGAAAAGGCCUGAGAUCCUGAAGCACGAGAUGAAGGUCUUCUUCGUCAAGUACAACGACCCCAUCUACGUGAAGCUGGAGAAGCUGGACAUCAUGAUCCGCUUGGCCUCCCAGGCCAACAUAGCCCAGGUGUUGGCAGAGCUGAAAGAAUAUGCGACAGAAGUGGAUGUGGACUUUGUACGGAAGGCUGUGCGUGCCAUCGGCCGCUGCGCCAUCAAGGUGGAGCAAUCCGCGGAACGUUGUGUGAGCACACUGCUCGACCUCAUCCAGACCAAGGUCAACUACGUGGUCCAGGAAGCCAUCGUGGUCAUUAAGGACAUCUUCCGCAAGUACCCUAACAAAUACGAGAGCGUGAUCGCCACGCUGUGCGAGAACCUGGACUCCCUGGAUGAGCCUGAGGCCCGUGCUGCCAUGAUCUGGAUCGUGGGCGAGUACGCCGAGCGGAUUGACAACGCGGAUGAGCUGCUGGAGAGCUUCCUCGAGGGCUUCCAUGACGAGAGCACCCAGGUGCAGCUGCAGCUGCUGACAGCCAUCGUGAAGCUGUUUCUGAAGAAGCCAACAGAGACGCAGGAGCUCGUGCAGCAGGUCCUCAGCUUGGCCACCCAGGAUUCGGACAACCCAGAUCUGCGGGACCGGGGCUACAUCUACUGGCGCCUGCUUUCCACGGACCCCGUGGCCGCCAAGGAGGUUGUGUUGGCCGAGAAGCCGCUCAUCUCGGAAGAGACAGACCUCAUCGAGCCCACGCUGCUGGACGAACUCAUCUGCUACAUCGGCACGCUGGCCUCCGUCUACCACAAGCCGCCCAGUGCCUUCGUGGAGGGGGGCCGGGGCGUGGUGCACAAGAGCCUGCCGCCCCGCACCGCCUCGAGUGAGAGUACUGAAAGCCCCGAGACAGCCCCUGCCGGAGCACCCCCUGGUGAGCAGCCAGAUGUCAUCCCCACGCAGGGCGACCUGCUAGGUGACCUCCUCAACCUGGACCUCGGCCCCCCGGUGAGCGGCCCACCCCUGGCCACCUCCUCAGUGCAGAUGGGAGCCGUGGAUCUUCUUGGCGGUGGCCUCGACAGCCUGAUGGGGGAUGAGCCUGAAGGGAUUGGGGGCACCAACUUUGCAGCACCCCCCACCGCAGCAGCACCAGCCAGUCUCGGAGCUCCCAUUGGCAGUGGCCUGAGUGAUCUCUUUGACCUGACCAGUGGCGUGGGCAGCCUCUCAGGAUCCUACGUGGCCCCCAAAGCAGUCUGGCUCCCGGCCAUGAAGGCUAAGGGGCUGGAGAUCUCGGGCACCUUCACACGCCAGGUGGGCGCCAUCUCCAUGGACCUGCAGCUCACCAACAAGGCCCUACAGGUCAUGACCGACUUUGCAAUCCAGUUCAACCGCAACAGCUUUGGCCUGGCCCCCGCCGCCCCCCUCCAGGUCCACGCACCACUGAGCCCCAACCAGACUGUGGAGAUCUCGCUGCCUCUUAACACGGUGGGCUCGGUCAUGAAGAUGGAGCCCCUGAACAACCUCCAGGUGGCCGUGAAGAACAACAUAGACGUCUUCUACUUCAGCACCUUGUACCCUCUGCACAUCCUCUUUGUGGAGGACGGGAAGAUGGACCGGCAGAUGUUCCUGGCCACGUGGAAAGAUAUCCCCAAUGAGAACGAAGCCCAGUUCCAGAUCAGAGACUGCCCCCUCAAUGCGGAGGCCGUGAGCAGCAGGCUGCAGAGCAGCAACGUCUUCACCAUCGCCAAGCGGAACGUGGAGGCCCAGGACAUGCUCUACCAGUCCCUGAGGCUGACCAAUGGCAUCUGGGUGCUGGCCGAGCUGCGCAUACAGCCCGGCAACCCCAACCUCACGCUGUCCCUGAAGUGUCGAGCGCCAGAGGUGUCCCAGCACGUGUACCAGGCCUAUGAGACCAUCCUCAAGAACUGAGGCCCGGGCAGCGCCCGCCCAACCUCCUCCCAGCUCCACGGAGGAGUCCCUGGGGGUGGCAGCUCCUCCUCGUCCUCCUCCCGAAGGAGGGGCCAGGCGGAGCUCUUGGCCACCCAGGGGGCUCCUUGGCCUUGCCUGCAGUGCUCACCAAGGGUCCUUGGAACAGGGUAGUGCCCCCCCCCCAAGGUGAAAUGUCAGUGCACUCCUGUGCGCCCGACGCCCCUCGUGUGGCUGCUGACCUUUGGGGUCAGGUGAGGCAGGGACCAAAGGACACAGAGCUGGAGCCGAAGGGUGAGCACAGGGUCCUAUCCUUGGGCUCCUGGCCCACAGCCCUGUCCAGUCUCCCCAGGGGUGAUGUGAGAGGCCCCUCCACUGCCGCCUGGUGGGAGUGAGCCCUGCCGGCCUUUCCUGGGAGUUGGGAUGGUCCCAUGGGUCCCAGGAGAGCCGCACUGUCAGGUUCCGGGGGCCAGAGGUGCUGACAGGCAGAGCUGAGCCAGGGAGCCUGGGGCCCACAACACUCCCCCACACGCCCUCCCUGCUGGUGCCUGGCAGGUGUGUCAGACCCCAGCCCCUACCCGUCAAGACCAGGCAGGAGGCCCCAGAGCCCCACCCCAGGCUUCUGACCCCCUGCGCCCGAUGCCCCACUCCAGCCUGCCCGGGUCACUGCCUAUCAUAUGUCCCUUAGUGUCCCCUCAGCAGGCCCAGGACACCUGGAACAGAGAGGACCGGGGUGGAGGCAAGCCGGUGGCAGUGUCUCCCGGUUGGGGCUUGGGGUCCUCUUCAGUGGCCGCUGCCCCCUUCCCGCCUCCACUGUGUGUGACAGCAUCGGUUCUCCUUCUGCGGUUCAAUAAUAAAGAGCCAUUCAGCCUUUGACAA
Messenger RNA from Oryctolagus cuniculus (rabbit), 3911 nucleotides. It is a transcript of the gene AP1B1, whose product is annotated as adaptor related protein complex 1 subunit beta 1. The record is from RefSeq and is a predicted model, not a curated record. Gene Ontology annotation, cellular component: clathrin adaptor complex; membrane coat. Gene Ontology annotation, molecular function: clathrin binding. NCBI's taxonomy places the organism in Eukaryota, Metazoa, Chordata, Mammalia, Lagomorpha, Leporidae. Gene Ontology annotation, biological process: vesicle-mediated transport; intracellular protein transport.